CACAAACCUGAGUGCACUGACUUGACCAACCGUCACCAUGCGGACUGAACAGAGCAAGGUACUUGCGAUCACUGGCAUACUUUUGUUAGUCUGCUGCACUAUGGUUGAGUCAUCUCCAGUUUCCAAUUACCGAAGCCCAUUAGCUCAGCGGAUGAAGAGAUCAAUGCUCUGGUGGUGGAUCGCACAGAGGCCCAUUGGUGCAACCUGUAGAGUGGACUCUGAAUGCAUCACCAAUUACUGUGCAAUUCAGGAUACGAUGGCGUUUUGUUCAUUAAAAAAAGAGUCUCAGCCUAAACCAACAUUUAUUGCGUGAUCAAACAACCAUCGGUAUUCUGAAGUAAAAGGAAGUGCACUCAGGAAACUACACACUUUCAUCCUUCUGAUGUGACUUGCAGAUGGGAAUCCAUUUCAAUCUUCUGUGGGACA
Messenger RNA from Pristis pectinata (smalltooth sawfish), 426 nucleotides. RefSeq names its product liver-expressed antimicrobial peptide 2-like. Gene Ontology annotation, biological process: defense response to bacterium; antimicrobial humoral immune response mediated by antimicrobial peptide. The transcript has 3 exons. Lineage: Eukaryota; Metazoa; Chordata; Chondrichthyes; Rhinopristiformes; Pristidae. The record is from RefSeq and is a predicted model, not a curated record. The coding region runs from base 38 to 313 and encodes 91 amino acids.